AUGGUGACAGGUGCCUUAAGCAGAAAGUCUAAUCAUUCUAACAUCACUCUAAAUUCGGUUGGUUCUUCGCUAUUGAGAGAAUUGAAGAUGGAUGAAGCUACUGUGUCACUAGAAUAUGUAAUGCUAAGGAAGUUACCAGAAGAGGUAAGUCUGAGCCAAAGAACGAAUUAUAGCUUGAGAGGUGAUGGAGCUUUGAUGAAAUAUGAUAGGUUGUGUGUACCUAAUGGCCAAGUGAUAAAAGAUCAAAUUUUAGAGGAAGCACAUAGUUCUGCAUAUGCAAUGCAUCCUCGUAGUACGAAAAUGUAUAGAACUUUGAAGAAGCACUAUUGGUGGCCAGGUAUGAAGCGUGAAAUUUCAGAAUACGUGCCUAAGUGUUUAAUCUAUGAGUAA
Messenger RNA from Cucumis melo (muskmelon), 390 nucleotides. RefSeq lists its product as uncharacterized. NCBI's taxonomy places the organism in Eukaryota, Viridiplantae, Streptophyta, Magnoliopsida, Cucurbitales, Cucurbitaceae. The transcript has 2 exons. The record is from RefSeq and is a predicted model, not a curated record. Bases 1 to 390 code for a protein of 129 amino acids.